Molecule: messenger RNA, 1506 nt
Organism: Scaptodrosophila lebanonensis
Lineage: Eukaryota; Metazoa; Arthropoda; Insecta; Diptera; Drosophilidae
Gene: p53
Product: cellular tumor antigen p53
Exons: 9
Coding region: 88-1332 (414 amino acids)
Biological process (GO): regulation of transcription by RNA polymerase II; apoptotic process
Cellular component (GO): nucleus
Molecular function (GO): DNA-binding transcription factor activity, RNA polymerase II-specific; RNA polymerase II cis-regulatory region sequence-specific DNA binding
Source: RefSeq, a predicted model, not a curated record
GCUUUUGUUUUUAUUUACGCAUAUUAUUUUUACCAAAUAUUUGGUGGUUAUUUUUCAAAACAAACAGGCCGCCUAACCCGAGAAGGCAUGUACAUUGCGCAGUCAAUGUCUUGGCACAAAGUGAGCGCUUAUUCUGAUAAUGAACUGGAGAUUGUGGACGACGAGCGUGAAGGCGCUACGGUAGUGAAUGAAGCCGAAAACGGUUCAGACUCCACUAUUGAGGAUAAUUCCAGUAUUGAUCACGCUGCUGGUGACAACAUCGACCCUUUAUCGCCCAAUGAGUCGCUGGCAUAUUUGCAAGGUCUUCAUUCCGGCAAUUUAAUGCAGUUCAGCCAGCAAUCUGCUUUACAAGAGCUGAUGCUCCAGGAUAUGAAGCCCCAUAUCGACACGCUACCCACUCUGGAGAAUCAUAACAAUGGUGGCUACGAAUUUGGCAUGGUACUGAAAGAGCCCCCUAGAUCACACUGGAUGUUCUCUGUGCCAUUAAACAAGCUGUAUAUUCGAAUGAAUAAGACAUUUAAUAUUGAUGUAGAGUUUAAGGCAAAACUGCCGAUUCAGCCGUUAAACCUGCGUGCCUUUCUAUGCUUUGUGAAGGAGGUGAGCGGCCCAGUGCUGCGAUGCCAGAACCACCUCAGCACAGACAGCGCUAAAGGGAAUCCAAAAUUUCACGAAAGCCUGCUGCGAUGUGCCAACCCGGCGACAAUGUACUGCGGCACGAGCUCGGGCAAGAGCAUUGUGGAACGCUAUUCCGUAUUAGUUCCUCUAAAUCAAAGGCCCAGCCAAGGAGGACACGUGCGUCAAACUCUUGCCUUUGAGUUUACGUGUCAGAAUUCCUGCUUUGGACGCAAGGAGACUUGCUUAGUCUUCUGUUUGGAAAAUGCAAGCGGUGAUAUUCUUGGCCAACAGAUCUUGCAUGUCAAAAUCUGCACAUGCCCCAAACGUGAUCGAAAUCAGGAUGAGCGCAACUUACAAAGCCAGAAAAGAAAAAUGCCUUCAGCGGCGAUGUCAGAGGAUGAGGAAGUCGAGGUCAGUGGGACGAAAUCGCGUCGUCAGAAUACAUCACAUUUGAAGGAGGAGAUUGACAGUAACGAUAGCAGCGAAAUGGACUUAACAAUGCCUCCAAACUGGGAUCUUUCCUCCACCUCGGAAGGUGGUUACCGCCUUGUUAUUGAUUUUCCAAAGAAGGGCUUACUGCUGCAAAGCAUUGAGGGCAUGAUUGAAAAGACUGCCACGGAAAUUUUGCUAAGCACGCAAAAAAAUGAGAGCCAAUUUUUGCAUCAACAUGUGAACAACUUACUAGACCUAAAGAAAUACGCGAUGAAGCUUCCGUGACGUCUGAUGCUGAACUAAGUGUUACUGUGUAUAUCGCUGCGAAAACUACAUACAUACAUAUAUUUUGACUUAAAAGUAUACAUUUAGAAUUUUAGGUGUAAUCAAGUUUUCUAUACAACGUGUGGUUAUUUUUCUAGUUGUAUAUGUUGGAAUAACAAAGAAACAUAUAAGAAA